GUCGGGCGGAAAGGAAGUGUCGAAAUACAGUUUUCCCGUUCGAGUUUUUCCUACCAGCGGUGAUCUGUGGUGAAGGUUUUCCUAAAGUUUUUUGUAGCUAGUAACGGGGUUGGGUGAUAAAAUUACAUCGUUAACCACGUUGUAGUGUCCAGAAAGCUGAUCCAAAUAGUAACAAGGUGGCGUACGGCAGUGGUGGUAUUAUCAGCAGUGUUCAUGUGUGCAUGUGUGUGCAUGCGUGAGUGUGUACGCGCGUAACCAGAGCGUGUGAGCGAGGAGCGAGCAGCGAGUGAAAAGCGGAAAAAGGGAGAAGAAAAAUAUCAGUGCAGUGGAAAUGAUUUGUUGAUUUUGUGUUCCGCCUCGUUUUCCGUCGUCUCGGCCAAUGUUCGAAUGCAUUCCGGGAGAUUGCAUUUUACAUCCAUGUGAGAAAAUCGAUAAAGCAUUCAAACCGACGAGCUGAUACGGAGGCACAUGCAAAUCCCGUAACUAAGAAUGCAACAAAGGACGACCACGCCAGCUGCUGGUCCACCGGCCGCUUCAUCCUCCGGGAAGCAAGUGGUGGAGCUCAAUGGGUACGUGAUCAUUCUCGUCGAAAGUCGCGAUGGCAAAAUCAAACUCUACGGCAGUCCGGCCGACAAGGACAACCUGGAGGUGGCGGACGAGAUUUUGGACGUUAACGAGCGCAAGCUGGAGGACUCGCCCCGAGCCGAGGUUAUCAAGCACAUACACGAGUGCAUCCAGUCGUGCAUGAUAAAGCUGCGCGUCAAGCGGCGAAGUGAUUCUCGUUUAGCGGGUGAGCUGGGAAAUGCCGUACAGGAUGCGUUUGUCAUCGCGGUCGAGCAGCAGGCCCGGGAGCGCCUCCAACGGUUGUCCGCGCUCAAGCGGAUUACACCGGUCGACAUGUCACAGCUUUCGAUCAAACUCAAUCAGCAAAGUCAAGCGAAGGGGGGUGCGACACAAGACUUGAGCUUCCUGAAGGAAGCGUCCCCAAUCUACGUGACGUCGCUCUCGAGUAACAGUGUUACGGGUACCAACACCAGCACGACGGUGACGGCAGGUGUGAAAACUACUUUUACCGCUGGGGCCAACAACAACAUCAACAACAAUACCAUCAACAACAACAGCAGCAGUACGGGAGGCGUGCAGACGCAGCAGAAUGCCACCAACAACAACGGUAGCGGAGGCGUCGUGGCCACCGCUAGCGGCACUACCGGCAGACCUGGCAUGCAGGUGAACGUCAGCACGGACGGUGGGAUGGUCAGUUCCGGCAGUGCCGGCGGGUACGCGAACGUACGACAAUCGCUCGGCCCCACGGGGACGCCGUCCGGUGCGUUCAAGGGACCACAGCCUUCGACCGCGUCGUCCGACGGCCAACCGUCAGCGCUGGGCCCGGGCACUAACAACAAUAACACCCUAGCACUUAGUGCGGCCACCGCGUCCGGGUCCGCGUCCGCUUACCACCUGCACCAUAGUCUUGUAAAUAACAACAACCUCACCAGCAAUAUUGGCAAGCCGCAGGGGCUUGACUCAACCGCCAACAGUUACUAUAGUAAUCUAACUAACACCUUCCUAGCGAACGGUCAUGGUUCCAAGCGAGAGCUGGCUACACUGUCCGAGGGAGAGCUCGAGCCGCAGGACGAACCGCAGUACGAGUCGAGCGGAAACAUAUCGCGCGGUGGUACCGAAGUUCUGCUGGGAGAUCAAAAUCUUCGCCAGGAAAAUCGGCCUCGCAGACGCAGUGGCUCCAGCAUCGUGGUGCUGGGCGGUGAUGACACCCUGAAGCCCUCCAUACCUAUUGAUGACUAUCAGGAGGACUUGGAAAUGUACAAUAUGUUAGCGGCAAACCAGGACAAUGGACCACACCGGGAAAUGGCUGUCGAUGUACCUGAAUCAUUCAUAGCCAGAAACAAAACGCCUCCGCGCUAUCCACCGCCACGCAGCACGACGGCGGUGACCGCUCCCGCAACACCCGCCACACCCGCGUCCGCCCAGGUAAAUCACGUUUCCAACGCAAUGCCUCAGGUUGCGAAGCACCACCAGCAUCAUCAACAGCAGCAACAUCACAACCACCACCACCACCACCACAACCACCAUCAUCUUCAUCAUCAUCAUCCUCCUCCACCGUCCUCGGGGCUUCAUCACCCGGCGAACGGUGGUGGCGUCGGUGGGGUGUCCCUCGAGCUGGAACCGCUCGAUUCGUACAGUGAUCGGCAUCUUUCCUCGCUGGACAGUAGCCAGGAGUACGUAAAAAAGGGGGGCGUCGGUGGCGGCGGUUCCAGCAAGGGCCCCUCGUCGCUCGGUUCGGUAACGAGCGAGUUCGAAACGUCCCUGAACGGGUACGGUGGUCCGCUCGGGAAGCAUAUCGCCACCGCCACGAACACCACCAUCAACACCGCCGGCGGUGUUGAUCUGCGUGGUUCGCUCAGCACCAACCGCAGCACGUCGCCAUCGUCGUCGGGCGAUCUCGGACCGCCCGAGUACGAUGAUGUCGGGCCGCACCGGGAGCUGCCCGUCGACGUGCCGGACAGCUUUGUCGAGAUCGUUAAGGGGCCGCCGCGCUACCCGCCGCCCAAGCCCCUGAUCAUUAAAGACGCUAUCAGAAAGAAAGAAUCAUGCUCAUCCAGCGAAUCCAUUGAUAAGCCCAAACCGCAAUCACAGUCGCCGGCGCGAAACGAGCUUAAUGGCUCGACGACGAAACCGGUGCCACCGCCACGGGAUCAUCUGCGGAUAGAGAAGGACGGCCGGCUCACCAAUCGCGCACCAGUACCAGCUCCACAAGUGCCAGAUCGUAAGAUUGUGCCGAACGCAUCACAGCACCAGCAUAUCGGCCAGGUCCUGGAACCGACACCGGAUCAGUUAGAUAGCAUCAAGAAGUUCCAGGAGCAACUACGACGGCGAAGAGAGGACGAGGAACGGAUAGCAGCCCAGAAUGACUUCCUGCGCAACAGUCUGCGCGGUUCGCAGCGGCUCCGUGCGCUGCAGGACAAUCCGAUCGAGAAACCACCGGUCGGUGUCGACAAUGAGGCGUACGCGGAUGAUGAAGUUGUGGAGAAGAUUAUCGGGUACAGUGAGCUGGUGGCGGCAUUGCAGCGACUGCAGGGACACCUGAACAAGCACGGUCUGGCGGCACUCGCUGGCAGAGUGACGGCAACGCAAAGUCUACUGCUCGGUCCCGGGAUCGCCCGUGCACUAGCCGUCCGGACGGCGGUCCUCGAACGGCGGCGUCCGAAAGUUCCCAACCCGAUCUGCCCAAAUGCUCAAGCGUUAGCAAAGGACUGCGUCGAAUCGCUGGCACAGUCCGGCUCGCCAACCGCAAUAGAACUGUGUGAUCUGCUGUCCACGUACGAGAUGGAGGGUUUGCUGCUGGCGCACGAUCGGAUUGCCUCGACCACGGAUCGUUCGCCGAUCGCUUCGUACGGCGGUAGCCCGGUCACCGUCACCAUGCCAUCGCUCAGCAACAACAGCAUCAACAAUAACACCUUGACCAGUGCGGUGAAACCGGCCACUGUCAUGCCAUCAAUUCCAAAUAACGCUAGUUUAGUGAACAAUAACAAUAACAAUAUCGCUAAGAGGGAACCAAUGAGUGUGCCUCUCGGUGUGCUGCGUGACGGUAGCCAGGAUCACAUCAAAAUCAUCCAGAUCGAGAAAUCGUCCGAACCGCUCGGUGCCACCAUCCGGAACGAGGGCGAAGCGGUCGUCAUCGGACGGGUGGUUCGUGGUGGCGCCGCCGAAAAGUCUGGCCUCCUGCACGAAGGGGACGAAAUCCUCGAAGUGAACGGUAUCGAGAUGCGCGGCAAGUCGGUGAACGAUGUGUGCGCGUUGCUCGGUUCGAUGACCGGUACGCUGACGUUCCUGGUAGUGCCGGCCGGUGUGCCACAGAUUCUGCCCGGCCUGGGGAUGCGUGAUCCACCGGUGCUGCACGUACGGGCCCACUUCGACUACGACCCGGAGGAUGAUCUGUACAUACCGUGCCGGGAGUUGGGCAUCAGCUUCCAGAAGGGCGAUGUGCUGCACGUAAUUUCCCGCGAUGAUCCAAACUGGUGGCAGGCGUACCGGGAGGGCGAGGAGGAUCAAACGCUGGCCGGACUGAUACCGAGCCAAUCGUUCCAGCAUCAGCGCGAAUCGAUGAAGCUUGCCAUUGCCGGGGAGGUCGGUUUGCGGACGCGCAAAGAUAUCAACGGUAAGGCGGGUGGCGGCUCGACGCUACUGUGCGCACGGAAGGGCCGGAAGAAGAAGAAGAAGGCAAGCAGUGAGCAUGGGUAUCCGCUGUACGCGACCGCGACGGCGGACGAUCCCGAUCCGGAGGAAAUUCUCACGUACGAGGAGGUCGCGCUGUACUACCCGAGGGCAUCGCACAAGCGACCGAUUGUGCUGAUCGGACCGCCGAACAUUGGGCGGCACGAGCUGCGGCAACGGUUGAUGGCGGACUCGGAGCGAUUUGCGGCUGCUAUUCCUCACACGUCACGAGCUCAGCGAGAAGGUGAAGUACCCGGGCAGGAUUACCAUUUCAUCUCACGGCAACAGUUCGAAUCGGACAUCCUGGCGCGCAAGUUUGUCGAGCACGGUGAAUACGAGAAGGCAUACUACGGAACAUCCCUUGAAGCUAUCCGAGCGGUCGUUGCUAGCGGCAAGAUAUGUGUGCUAAAUCUGCAUCCCCAGAGCCUGAAGUUGCUGCGCUCGUCUGAUUUGAAGCCGUACACCGUACUAGUGGCACCGCCCAGCUUGGAGAAACUGCGCCAAAAGCGGAUACGAACUGGAGAACCUUACAAAGAAGAGGAACUCAAAGAGAUCAUUGCCACCGCACGCGAUAUGGAGGCUCGCUGGGGUCAUCUGUUCGACAUGAUCAUCAUCAAUAACGAUACCGAGCGGGCGUACCAUCAGCUGCUGGCGGAAAUCAAUUCGCUCGAGCGGGAACCACAGUGGGUUCCGAGCAGCUGGCUGCACAACUAAGAAGCUAGCAGUAGCUAACCGUUGCUCCAAUCGCCGUAGAUGGGGAUGGCAGUAUUCUUAGAAAGAUUUGUCGGGACAAAACUCAACAUUUAACGGUGUCGUAGACGGAGCGAAUCAAACCCCAUAUAGGGCGAGUAGCCGUGACCUGUAACCCCCUCCCAAAACUCAAUAGAUUCUUAUUAUACAUAUGCAUAUAUAGAUACAUUAUACAUGUAUUGGAUAAACACUACAUACUAUACUUUAUCGAACUUGUUACGUUAUUUUUUUUCACUGUGCGCUCGUAAAUGCACAUCCAAAACACGUUCACACACACACGGGAUGAGGGCCGAGAGUAGGGUCGACUACUUUACGUACAUUUUUACUUAUUACCUAGGAACCAAUUACGUGUACGUGUUGUGUGCAAUCGGGAAGAAAGUAAUAGCGGUCGGGGGAAGUUUGUAAAAAAACACACACUCACACACACACACAAGAAUCUGCGUUUUGAGAAGAGCCCGGGAGGUUUGGCUUUUGGCGCGGGUGUUUUGUUAUAAUGUAGUGAUUUUUUUUUUUUUUGCUAGGGAAGAUAUAUUGGUACCUGUCGACGCGCGGGUACUACUACUAGCCCUUCCCUAACACUUAACAGUAGCGUACGUUUUGUUUUAGAAUAAUGAAUGUUUUAUUUAUCUAGAGUUUUAUAUGGCGAUGUGUGUGUGCGUGUGGCAGAGGAAAGCAAACAUGUAGAGUUUAUGCGUUUAGGAAAAGAGUGGAGGAGGGUGGAGGAGGAUGGAUGUGCCGCAGCAGGAAUGCAUCAAGUGCACGAAGGAUACCCGAUAAAGUACACAAUAAAAAAGCAAUUUCUAAAUGUCGUAACAAUACUACUAUCAGCCAACGGUGUAGUGGAGGGAAAUUGGGGAAAAUUAGGAAACUGAGGAAUAGAAAUGAGAAAAAAAGAGUAAAAACCCCCCGGAUAAUAUAAGAAACAACAGGAGAAGACGAGGAAUAAACACACACUCGAAAAAACCCAAUGUAAGGUAGUUACGGAAAUAAAAAUACAAAACAAAAACCCCAACCACACACCAUGUUCGUAGAGAGCAAACAGCUAUUUCGGUGGAAGCCCCGAUGGAAACUUAAAUAAUCAGCAAGCAAACAACCCGCCCACCACCUUGUGUCAGUAGUGCAGUUACUGCAGUGGACGAUUGUAGAGACGGGUACACAUGGAUAGUGAUUGAAAAAUUUACACGAAAACAAAUCAAAAAGUAAUUAUAAAAACCAAGCGACGAUUACGGCGGAAGCGGGACGCGCGCGCUCCUAGACGGCUCGAUUCCUCAGAACAUUAUUCGUGGGAAAUCCUUCUUCUAGACAGAACAAAUAAAUGCAAUGAAAACGUGUGUAGUACCAAGCAUGUGCAUCUUAA
This is a messenger RNA of Anopheles stephensi (Asian malaria mosquito), 6340 nucleotides long. RefSeq names its product MAGUK p55 subfamily member 5-A (gene sdt). Gene Ontology annotation, cellular component: adherens junction; plasma membrane. The coding region runs from base 490 to 4947 and encodes 1485 amino acids. Gene Ontology annotation, molecular function: protein binding. The record is from RefSeq and is a predicted model, not a curated record. Gene Ontology annotation, biological process: protein localization to plasma membrane; morphogenesis of an epithelial sheet; establishment or maintenance of epithelial cell apical/basal polarity. NCBI's taxonomy places the organism in Eukaryota, Metazoa, Arthropoda, Insecta, Diptera, Culicidae. The transcript has 17 exons.